Molecule: messenger RNA, 906 nt
Organism: Triticum turgidum subsp. durum (durum wheat)
Lineage: Eukaryota; Viridiplantae; Streptophyta; Magnoliopsida; Poales; Poaceae
Source: the annotation of a GenBank genome assembly
AUGGCUCCGCCGGCGUGGGUCAUCCUGGGCGCCGUCCCGCGCGUGUCGGAGCAGCAGGACGCGGACCUCUCCCUCGACCUCGCCGCGCCGCCGCGCGUCUCUGCCCUCACCGUGCCCCCGCGCGUGUCCCCCGUCCAGGCCGACCCCACCAGCGGCGCCUGCCCCUGGGUUGUCACCGCGGACCCUGCCUCCGGCCUCCUCCUCCUCUGCGCCCCGCCGCCCCCUCCCGCUCCCACUCCACCUCUCCCGCCGGCCUACCGCAACGGGAGGCUCGUCCUCAACAUCACCGACAUCGAGCGCCGGCCGCCUGCCUACUUCGUCUGCGACGUCGCCUCCGCCACCGCCUUCCGCCUCCCGCAACCCGGCCGCGACCCGAGGGGGCUAGGUUCGGAGAUCAAUGCGCUGAACCUCGGCGUCGUCGCUGCCCCAGGAGCCGGAGGUGGUGCGCUGCGCUACAUGGUCGUCGAGUUCCGCUACAUGUUCGCAGACAAGCACGCCACGCUCCUCUGCUUCUCGUCCGACACCGGCGAGUGGGUGUGGAAGCCGGUGCACAACCCCCUGGGGCACUGGAUUUGGGGCAGAGACGGCGUCGUCGCCCACGAUGGCAAACUCUGGUGGGUGGAUCUCGCCGGGGGGCUCAUCUUCUGCGACCCUUUCGCGGAUGCGCCGGUGCUGGACAUCGUCCCGCUCCCAGAAAGCGACUGCCAUCUGCCUAGUGCCUCGUGCGCCCACUGCGCCGGGAGACCGGCGGCCUACCGCCGGUUCGUGCAGGUGAGCGCUGGCAAGUUCCGGUGCGUGGAGUGGAGCUCUCGCAGCAACGACGAGGCACCCAUGACGGUCAGCAUGUGGACGCUGAAUGAUCCGGAGUCCAAGGAGUGGGUUGUCGGAGUAAUGGGCCACGGGUAG